UAAGCAGAGAAAGCCGGAAGGAUAAUGAAAUUAACAAACAUGACUUUGGUUGGUCGUCAUCUUUUCCCUCCACCGGAUCCUGGGCUCAACAUCAGAUCCUCAAGAACCACCAUUGCCAACCAUCAAGUCCCUACAAUUUCUUCACAAAAUCCCAAUACAAAGCCAGUUCUUUUAUCCAACUUACUUUCUUUAGCUCUUACUGUAACCUUGACUUCUCCAUUACCUUCUUUAGCCAUCCCUUCUGUCAACUCCCAGUCUCCCCUUCUUCCUCCUACCACCCCAUUUUCUCAGUCCAAGAACUUGCAAGUAGGACUAGAAGAUGGGAAAAUUAGGCCUUGUCCAUCAAUAAAUCCAGGUUGUGUGUCGACAAACCCUAAAUCGUCAUCCUUUGCGUUCCCGUGGACGAUUCCUGAUAGUUUUAAAGGGAAAGCAGUUCAGGAAUUGCAGGAAGCUAUCUUGAAAACACAGAAAAAUGCCAAAAUUCAAGUUGUUGAAGAUACCCCUUAUGGUCAAUAUUUGCAAGCUGAAGUUGAUGGGGGGUUUGGACGAGAUCUGCUAGAGUUUUUGGUAAAAGGAGAUGUGGUUGCUUACAGGUCUGUUGCCACAAAAGUGACGUAUGUAUAUCCCUUCACAACAGCUUUAGGGGACUCAAAGGGACAGGAAGAAAGAAUGCAGAAAAUUUUGGAUGAAUUGGGCUGGUAUGCUCCAAGUUUCAGUUCCAUGGAUUAGACUCAUCUCAUAUUUCAGGUUCAAAGAGAUCAGGAGUUUAAGCCCUUUUCAGCACAGUACUAUGUUAAUCCAUGUUUUGCCAACUCAUAGUUGAUCUUACUAAAAUUUACUGUCUGAUACUUGGCAAUCUAUUAGCUGAGAAAGGCAAAUUUCACAAUCAUAAAUUCUUCAUAAUCCAACUUUGUGAUAUAUGAUUGCUUCAACCAUUCGUUAUUUUGUUUA
Mangifera indica (mango) is the source of this 951-nucleotide messenger RNA. RefSeq names its product thylakoid lumenal 17.9 kDa protein, chloroplastic. The transcript has 4 exons. Lineage: Eukaryota; Viridiplantae; Streptophyta; Magnoliopsida; Sapindales; Anacardiaceae. Bases 25 to 729 code for a protein of 234 amino acids. The record is from RefSeq and is a predicted model, not a curated record.